Messenger RNA from Pseudogymnoascus destructans, 2055 nucleotides. RefSeq lists its product as uncharacterized. Gene Ontology annotation, cellular component: nucleus. The record is from RefSeq and is a predicted model, not a curated record. The transcript has a single exon. The coding region runs from base 62 to 1225 and encodes 387 amino acids. NCBI's taxonomy places the organism in Eukaryota, Fungi, Ascomycota, Leotiomycetes, Thelebolales, Thelebolaceae.
CCUUCCCAGGUGGCACCAUUCGAAAUCAUACUUCACCAACGCCACCUCACUUUACAAUAACAUGGGUCUAGUUGAUUAUUCAGACUCCGAAUCUUCGGACAAUGAGCAGGUCUCAGAGUCGAAGAAGCCCACCAAGGGAUCAUUUCAAAAGGUGGUCGAUCGUUCAAACCCAGGAAAGAUAAAGGUAUCCUUACCUACAACGGCAGCGCCAACCAACGAUGAGCCGCCUGCGAAGCGCGCGAAGACAAGCGGAGGGACAUUCGGCGGCUUCAACUCCUUUCUGCCUGCCCCAAAGAAGACGGGGGCGGCUGCUCCAGAGACCUUGGGGGGUGGCGCAACGGGGAAUGGAAGAGGUGGCGGAUUAGGCUCCGGGGUCAGCUUGAAGACUGGAGCGGCGCCAGCAUUCAGUCGAGAUCCGAAGCCUGUCUACGACGGCGGAGAUAAUUACGAUGGUCGUGAAGAGGCAAAGGGUGGAGACAGCAGCAUGGGUCUACCGCCACCAACGUUGGCGCAAACACCUGCAGCAGAAGUGAAAUUGGUGGGGAAGCCGUUGAUGUUCAAACCUCUAUCGGUGGCUAGGAAACCACAAAAGAAGAAGAAGCCAGUCAUCAUACAUAAAACAGCAGAAGAGCCAGCUUCACAAGGGCCGUCGUCCACAACUUCAGAGGCACCGAAGGCACCACCGCCGAAAGUCUCGCUUUUCGCUGUGCCCCAGAAUACAGAUGACGAUAUUGCUCCUGAGCGAAAGGGAGAGUACCAGCCAAUGUUAUACGGUGCAAAACCCGAAGAAGAAGAAGAGCCUGAAGUCGUCAAAAACCCAUACUACGAAGAUCAAUACAACGACGCUGAAUCUCAUCACACCGUCCCGCCACUUGCUGCCAGGGCUGCUCCAGCAUCUACGACCUCCAACUCCCUCGACAGUAUUGCCUCUGAUCUGCAACUGUCAGCCUCAGAACGACGCCAACUCUUUGGGCGGCAAGGCGCGCGAAAUCUCACUGGCAGCAAAGUUAUAAACUUCAACACAGACGAGGAGUACCGCAAUAAUGAGGAAUUGCGCUCCGCUGGCGAGCAGGCGGUGCACAAUCCUGUCCGCUCCAUCGCACCAGGCAAGCACAGCCUCAAGCAGCUUCUUAAUGCGACCGUGAGCCAGAAAGAAGCAUUGGAGGAGAGCUUUGCAAAGGGGUAUGCGAACCGGAAAGAGGCAAGUGGGAGGUAUGGGUGGUAGGCGUCUGGCCAAAGAAUCUGCCAUAUUAGGAAGAUGUACGAAUUGAAUGGACAUAAUGAUACCCUUAUUUACUCUGAAUGGCCCCUUUUAUGCAUCAUGUGAUGGUACCACCAGCUCACGCUCAUAUAAUACUACGUUAUAUCGUAUAUUCACGUCUCACUUCGUCAAGGCUGCGAGCAACCCAUGGUACAAUCCCCUCGAUGCUCUCGGUAUCAGAACCUGAGAUACAAUAUGCACCAGUGCGACGUAAGCUUCUGACGUGCCCUAUUUGCAUCUCCCCACGUUCUUCUCGCCAGAGACAUUUCUCACCAAAGACUCUUCUCGUCGAGGACUCUUCUCACCGAAGGCACUUCUCUCACCAGAGGCACAUCACACCGAAAGCUCUUUUUUCAGUCAGAAAAGGCACUUCUUGCCGAAGGCACUCCUGUCUUGUAAUACCUCGUUCAAGGUUCUGUUCGUACCCUGGUAAUACCGUGAUUGAACCAAGUCUGACCGCGGUCAACCAUGUAAUUAACCACGCAGCAUAGUGCUGCCGUGCUUGUGGGGUCCCUCCCUCUUCCAUAACGCACUGGAAGAAAAUGUUUAUUUUGACGUUCGUCAGAUUGUUCUUUUGAAGCGAGCUUUAAUAUGCUCGGCCUCCUUGAUUGAGCAAGGAUUCAGGGUGAUAUCAUGAUAUGGGCGGGCACGUAUGGCUGCACGCGUGGUGGAUACCAGUAUAAGUACUCUCAUUUCCUAGUAUGGCAUGGCUGCAAUGGCACUCUAUGUCUUGGGCUUCACUGUGCGAAACCUGAACCUGCCCAUUCCGCCACUUGUGGGUUGGAUGGAGAUUU